AUGAAGCGUUCGAGAGGUGAAGACGAGCAACUGCAUGCUGAAGGCUGGAACUCGUCCAAGAGACGUAACGUCUCAGGCAUAUCCCCUGUCAGAUCUGCGGGCCCGCAUACCUAUACAACAAUUCGCUCUGACGGUGACAACUCCGCCACGCAUACCGCAAAUCCCUCUCCAAGUCCUUCCCAGCAAGAUGGCGAUACAGCCAUGGACCUCGACCCCAUGUCGCCCCCACCCAAGCGGUGGUCUCGCACGCCCUCCCAUCCAGCCUCAACUCCUUCUCGGCCCUCUCCUCUAAACCAUUCAUUGCUGCAAGCCACUGUGUCCGGCGGCAGGAUCCCAACACCCAUCUACGGCGCCUUCAACCACGCCCCGCUAGUCUCGCGGAGCCUCAGCGACGUCAGCAACAUGGACCUCGAAGACCCUCCUCCAACAGGGCUCACUGUAUCGAUACUACAUAAGCAUUCGCUCGGGACCGACCGCCGCAUGCCUUCGCCAAUUGUGGAGAACGAGUUCCCACGAUCUCCGCUGCAUGAUGGAAAACGUCUGACACCGUUGCACCGUCCGUCAGGCCACGACGACGGUGACGGUGACGGCGAGGAGAGUCAAGCGGCCUGGCCAGAGCAGCGGGGCACGCACGAUUACAAUCACGGAACGAAGAGGUGGAAAUUUCACGUUGGAAAGGAUCAGUCGAUGAAUGUUGCUAUCAAUGCCAUCAGGCGACUGGAAUACAAGGUCGAGCAUCUGACGGCUCUCGUGGCUUCGCAACAUGAGACCCUCUCCAUCCGGGCUGUAGACCAGAGUAAUACCGGCGGCCAAAACGGUCAUGCACUCCAUUCUCCAGUCUCGGACUCCACGUAUGCCAUUCAGGAAGCAGAUUCUGCAGCUCUUGGCUCUCUAGAAGGCCUUCCUUCAGGCCCGAAGCCGAUAUCAUUCAGUCAACAUAGGGUCCUGUUCUGGCCAGCCAUGCGAGCGAUGCUUCCAAGAAGUCUCAAGUAUGCGUGCAAAGACCUUACCAGAGAUUAUGUGAUCGACCUGGAGAAUCACCGUCCCACGCUUGACAUGUCGAUCCAGCCCCAUCCUCGGGAUGCUGGAGAUGCCUGGCUGAAUGAGCUCCCCGCUUCUACGAUCAAUGGUCUUUCAUCCGCGUUCUUCUCCACAUUCAACCGCUUGAUGCCAGCGCUGAACAGAUCAAGCUUCACGAACUCCACGUUGGGCGCAGCGUUGGCGAAUGACUUCGGUCACCAGAUUGAGACUUGUCUGGUGCUAGUGGUCAUGGCACUCGGCUGCCUUGCUGUCCGAGGAUAUGAAGAAGGCGACUAUCCUCUGCCCAUCGCACCCGCGUCUGACUUUAGACCUGCAAAGAGUAACUCGGCAUCCGAGGGUCAUUUCAAAGCUCCGGCCUGGUAUGCCAUAACUCAGGAGGAACCGCCCGGCCUUCGGUUCUUCAAUGAAGCAAGGAGAAGGUUUGGAUUUCUGAUGUGUGCCAACAACCUUGAAAGCUGUCAAUACUACCUUCUCUCCGCGCUUUAUUAUGCUCAGAUUGUUCGGCCGCUCGAUUCCUGGGCGCUCAUCAAUAGGGCUGCAGUCACCAUCUUGGCUGACAUUGGUAGUGCGGAUUCUAUAGACUAUGACUCUGAGGAGGGUGACAUGAUCUCUCGAGUCUUCUGGAAUGUCCUAAUGUAUGAGUCAAUACUCGUACAAGAGAUGAAUCUGCCAUCAUCCGACCUGCUGCACUACGAGGACACAGUUCCAUUGCCGAAAUUCACAGCGAAUCAGCGCCAGGUUCAUGGACCACACCGCGUGCUAUCGUCAGAUGAAGACGACUCGUACUUUCAUUACCACUUCCUGGCGCAAGCGACGCAUCGCAAGUUGCUCACUAGGAUUCGGAACAGCCUGUUCUUCGAUUGUAUGAGCUCCUUCUUAUCAGUGGUGGUGAAAGAGCUUCAUCAUCAGCUCGACCAGUGGCGAGCUAGUCUUCCAGAUGCCCUGCAGUUCGAUGAUAGUACGCAGGUCCGAAGACAAGCCAGCCCUGCCCAUGUUAUCGCGGAGGCUAUGCUCCGCAGCCGAUUUCUCGUGGCGAAAUUCCACAUCGGCAGAUUUUUCCUUCACCAGGUGCUGCAUCAUCCCAAUCAAGCCACAGCGGCAGAUUACGAAGAGUGCCGUCAAGCCUUACGCAGCGCCAUGUACUGGCCUGCGACUACUGGAACAUGCAAACCGAUGAAGAGCUGCAUGCUGCUCAAGUUUGGGUGGUUCUUCGGACAGUUUCUAUAUUUCUACGCCGCGUCAAACUCAUCGGACCCCCGGUUGCGAGAGGUUUUGCCUCCUGGCUGGCACAUCUGGUGGCAAGAGAUGCUCGGUCAUCUAGACUUCUGCGCCGGCUACAGCCCUGCAAUAGCAAAGGACCUUGAGCUCGUAAGGUUGCUGUCACCGGUCGAAUAG
This is a messenger RNA of Coniosporium apollinis CBS 100218, 2436 nucleotides long. RefSeq lists its product as uncharacterized. Lineage: Eukaryota; Fungi; Ascomycota; Dothideomycetes. The record is from RefSeq and is a predicted model, not a curated record. Gene Ontology annotation, molecular function: zinc ion binding; DNA binding. The transcript has 8 exons. Gene Ontology annotation, biological process: DNA-templated transcription. The coding region runs from base 1 to 2436 and encodes 811 amino acids.